UAUUUUCUUUUCAUCUCAUAAGCAUCAGCUAAAUAUAUCUUAUUUUCUCAGUCAUCUAUUUAGUUAUUCUGUUCAUGUUUUGUACAAUUGCAAUUUGAAACAUCUUCUCUGUAUAGAUUGGAAACUGGAUUUCAACAACUCGUAUCUUGAAUCUGAAACAUCGCUCCAAGUUCCUCCGAUUCUCUGCUUGCUAAUCGAAAUACUAUCUUCCUCACUGUGCUUUAGAUCGAAAUGAUGAUGGUUGCUGAGGAGGAGUCAUUUGAGUCGAGUAGAAGAAAGAGGAAACUGCCAGCUGAAGAAUCAGACUUGUUACCCUUAGCUAAACACUUUUGCCUUGAGCAGCAGCAACAAGCUUCUCUUCCUGAUUGGUCGUGUUCAUCCUCAGAUAUAGAAUCCGCGGAAUGUUCAAAUGCUAUGGAAGACACAAAAAACGGAGAUGAGACCUCUUCUUCUGCAUAUGUGUGCAUGUCUGCUAAAGACUCUUGUUAUUCAACCGGAAGUUCAAGUUUGAGUUCGGGUUACGCAGCAUCUGGCAUAGAAGAAUGCUGUUCCAAAGGUAAUGACAAAACACCAGAAGAAUACGUGGAGUUCAUUUGUUCCGAGUUUGCUGUUGAAGAGCUUCUAGGCUGUGAAGAUUCAAAUCUACAAGGGUCUUCUUACACUCUUUCUUCUGCACGGUGGAGUGUGAGCAACCAAGAUAUGCAAGAAGCUACAGCAAAGAAACCAACCAUUGAUAAAGAGUUUGAGGAGUAUUUUUCAACACUUAUGAUGUAACAAAAGAAAGGCUCUUACUACAUCGAUCUCAAAUCGCUGCAAUGUUUGUGUAAAUAUAUGUCAACCUUGUUUCUGAUCUAGAAGAAACAUCCUAAUUAAGAGCAAUAUUGCAUUUACAAUGUUCUUCUGUAAGCUAUGAAGUUAUCUUGUUCAUUCGUUAAAACA
Molecule: messenger RNA, 939 nt
Organism: Raphanus sativus (radish)
Lineage: Eukaryota; Viridiplantae; Streptophyta; Magnoliopsida; Brassicales; Brassicaceae
Product: protein FAR-RED-ELONGATED HYPOCOTYL 1-LIKE
Exons: 3
Coding region: 232-774 (180 amino acids)
Biological process (GO): response to red or far red light
Source: RefSeq, a predicted model, not a curated record